Messenger RNA from Scophthalmus maximus (turbot), 3829 nucleotides. RefSeq names its product zinc metalloproteinase-disintegrin-like crotastatin. Lineage: Eukaryota; Metazoa; Chordata; Actinopteri; Pleuronectiformes; Scophthalmidae. Gene Ontology annotation, molecular function: metalloendopeptidase activity. The coding region runs from base 397 to 2703 and encodes 768 amino acids. Gene Ontology annotation, biological process: proteolysis. The record is from RefSeq and is a predicted model, not a curated record. The transcript has 22 exons. Gene Ontology annotation, cellular component: plasma membrane.
UGAGUCAAACGGCCACAGUUUGACUCAAAAAAGGGUAAGAGACUUAGAAGAUACUGUCAGAUAAUGUGACACCUCGUCUGUGUCUAAAUGGCUGCUGGUAACCGUGUCGGAGGCACGUCCACGUGCGAGGGCGCACGGUGAGCUUCAGGCCACAACAGCCUCGGCAGUGUUUUUCUUCCUGCAUUCCUCAAGGGCAGCAGGGGCGUGCUCAGGCGGGUCGUGCGUGGUGCUGCAUCUGCUGUCUGUGAGGAAGUGGCCGUGGCGGCCGCAGGAGGCCGGGCGAAGGCGUGGCCACGCAAACAGCAGGAAACCCUGUGCAGGUACACACCACGGGCAGCGAAGAGUCUGAUCAGAGCGCCGGUCUGCUCUGUCACGGCGGCUGUCUGCACUUGGACAAUGACCCGAGCCCUCCUGUGGUGGAUCCUCCUCCUGAACGCCUCGCUGCAGCCCUCAGAAAGCCAUGGCAGCCAUGAGUUGGAGGAGGGGACGGACUAUGAGGUGGUCCGACCUGUCAGACUCCACACGGUCAGAAAGAGACACGCAGAGUACCUCCGACCAGAGACGAUAAAGUAUGGAAUGACCGUGGGAGGAAAACACCUUGAGAUGCAACUAGAGAAAAAUGUUGAAUUACUCACCAAAGACUACACAGAGACUCACUACGAGGAAGAUGGGACUCAAGUCACCACAAGCCCAAAUGACAUUGAUCACUGCUACUAUCACGGGAGGAUUGUGGACGACAGCGAAUCGUCUGUUAGCAUCAGCACUUGUGACGGACUCAGGGGCUACUUCAGAACAUCUGCCCAGAGGUACUUGAUCGAGCCCCUGUCCGGGGGGGACGAGGGCGACCAUGCGGUGACGUCAUUCAACCACAAGAACUUCACCCCAGCGGUGUGCGGCGUCACCAACACCAGCUGGAGCGACGACUUUGAGCCCCCGACAGGCCGCAGCCGCUCCAGAUCAGCGGGUAUAUCUAUUGUCCAGCAACAGAAAUACAUUGAGCUCUUCCUUGUUGCUGACAACCGUGCCUAUGUGAAGAUGAAGCAAGAUCAGACAGCGCUGAGAAAGAGGAUGUUCGAAGUUGUCAACUUUGUCAACAUGGCCUAUAAGCCCAUGAGGACCUUCAUCGCUCUGGUCGGGCUAGAGAUCUGGUCCAAGGCCGACCAGAUCUCUGUGACCCCGCCGGCCGGGGCCAACUUGGACGCUUUCAUGAGGUGGAGGAACUCUGAGCUGGUCAAGAGGAAGAAGCAUGACAACGCACAUCUCAUCAGCGGCAUUGAUUUUGAAGGAGGAACAGUGGGACUGGCUUUCAUCGGGACCCUGUGCUCCGGUCACUCUGUCGGGGUCGUACAGGAUCACAACGACCGAGCCAUCGCAGUGGGAGCCACACUGGCCCAUGAGAUGGGCCACAACCUGGGCAUGAACCACGACGACUCCAGUGGCUGCUCUUGCUCCGGGGAUAGCUGCAUCAUGGCCGCAGCCCUCAGCUGGAACAUCCCUCGGACUUUCAGCAGCUGCAGCAGCAGUAACUAUGAAAACUACCUGACCAGCCGCACCCCCGGCUGUCUGCUGGACAAGCCCGACUACAGGACCGUGGAGGCGCCCGCCGUCUGCGGCAACGGCUUCCUGGAGGCCGGGGAGCAUUGUGACUGCGGCGGCGUGGAGGAGUGCAGCAACCCGUGUUGCAACGCCACCACCUGCACCCUAAAGGUCGGGGCGCAGUGUGCCGAGGGCGAGUGCUGUGACAACUGCAAGAUCUCGCCGCGCACCAGCGAGUGCCGCAGCAAGCGGGACGAGUGCGACCUGGCGGAGUACUGCGACGGGACGAGCGACACCUGCCCCGAGGACGUGUUCGCCGUGAACGGCCUCCCGUGCGACCGCGGCCUGGGGCACUGCUACAACGGCCAGUGUCCACAGAGGCCCGACCAGUGCGUGCGGCUCUACGGGCCGAGCGCUAUAGAGGGAGGGCAGUACUGCUACAACUAUAACAGAAGAGGAAACUACUACGCCUUCUGCAGACGUCCCUCUAAAGACCAGUACAUCCCCUGCCAGGCAGAGGAUGUGUUGUGCGGGAAUCUCUUCUGUCACCAUGGUAACGAUGACCCGAACUACGGCCGCAUGGUGAGGGUCGGCAAUUGCAAGGCAGCAUUUUUUGACAACUACGCCAAAGACUCGGGCCAGGUGGACGCCGGGACCAAAUGUGGGGAUGGAAAGGUGUGCAGCCAGUAUCAGUGCGUGGAUCUGGACACAGCCUACAGGAACACUAACUGUUCGGCCAACUGCCCCGGCCACGCCGUGUGCAACCACAGGAGCGAGUGUCAGUGCGAGCCCGGCUGGGCGCCUCCUCACUGCAGCUCAGAGGACGGAGCCUUCACGUCUCUCCCUACCGGAGCCGUCGUCGCCAUCGUGUUGACGGUGGUGCUGGUGGUGCUCGGCGUCAUCGCCGCCGUGACAGGGCUCAUGUGGAAGAAGCGGCAGAGUCCCAUGUUGCCAACAGCGCAAACCCAGAGGAAGCAGGCGGCGGCAAACGCGUACAUCCACGGCCUGGACAAGCCGGCUGCCAGUCAGGUGCCACAGACCGGAAGGCCGAAGCCCAGAGGAGCUCCACCUCCGCCGCCCCCGGCGGGGAACAGACCCAAGCCUCCGAGCCAGAACUACACCGCCGCACGGCAGGCUCUGAGGCCGGUGCCUCCACCCAGGGUCUGAUGCCUGGAAGCACGCGUCUCGACCUUUGACCCGGCCGUCCCCAACAAGAGGCUCCGUCCAGAGAAAGGCUGCGGCGAGGCGUCCCGUCGCGAACGUUCCCCCUCCCGGCGGGCGCGGGACUGAAGGAGGGACACGCCGGACCGAUACACUGUUACACGCAUGGCGUGCACUGCCAGGCCAGAUCGCAGGGAAUGAACACUUUGACUUUUAAGGCACUCUUGUUUUUUCAUACCACAGGGUUCAGGGUCAGUGCGGCUCCGGCCCUGAACGUCUCAUUUUGUACGUGAACAGUUUUCAGUUUGUUUUAUGAACUUAGAUGUGACGCUCUAAAGACCAAUAUCGUUCAACGUCAUGGAUGUACUAUAUUAUGAGAUUAUGAGAUUAAAUGUAUCGUAGCAUAUUAUGAAACUCGAAGGUUUUGUAAUACACUACACUCAGCGAGAGCUCAGGUUCUGUCUCGAUUGGAAAUACUGUACAAAUGAUUAAAUUGGUGAUUUUUAGUCCCAUAUUUAUUAGACGCAGUUGCUCUGUCACGUUGCAUUUCGAAAAAAACACUUUGUGUGAAGUCGUUGUACUUCAAAAUACUUUAAAGCGUAGUGUCUUUGUACAUCGUGUCCUCAGGUCCCGAUUCGGAGCUCAUAUUAAUGCUCCACUAAAACCAGCUAUGUUUAUAUUCUGUAAGUUACGACACGCGUCAGUGUCCAAAAUAUUCAGCGUGUAUUAUAUCCAGUUUAAUGAAUUGUCAUCGUGACUUAGGUGCUGUCGUGCCGGUUGUCACACUCAGCACGCGGCUCUCGACUGAACCAGAACCUGUGACAGUGUCGGUUAUUCAUAAUUAUUAUUAUUAUUGUUCUUGUCAUUAUUACCAUUAUAAUACCACUGAUCUGGUUUAUGUACUGACGCGUGAACAUGUACAUGAGAACUGUACGAGCUCAAUAUCCACCUUUCACAUUUAGAAUUUAAAUGAUUAUUAUAAUAUUUUUCUCCCGUCUGAGAUUCAAGGCAAAAAAGCAGCAGCUUAAAUAUUUGUAGCGUCACGAACCAAAGUCCUGUGAACAACGAGGAAACGACAAGCAGCGACGUUUCCCUCUGCAACAAAUGAUUAAAGAAAUAUCUGAAAAACAAA